Messenger RNA from Eremomyces bilateralis CBS 781.70, 2913 nucleotides. Its product is annotated as RNA-metabolising metallo-beta-lactamase. Gene Ontology annotation, biological process: mRNA 3'-end processing by stem-loop binding and cleavage. Lineage: Eukaryota; Fungi; Ascomycota; Dothideomycetes; Eremomycetales; Eremomycetaceae. The transcript is spliced from 2 exons. Bases 1 to 2913 code for a protein of 970 amino acids. Gene Ontology annotation, cellular component: mRNA cleavage and polyadenylation specificity factor complex. The record is from RefSeq and is a predicted model, not a curated record. Gene Ontology annotation, molecular function: RNA binding.
AUGUUCACCUUCACGCCUCUCCUUGGCGCGCAAUCAUCGUGUGCAGCAUCUCAGUCCAUUCUCGAACUCGAUGGAGGCAUUAAGAUACUUAUUGACGUUGGUUGGGAUGAUGGAUUCGAUGUGGAGCAGCUUAAGGCUCUCGAGAGGCAUAUUCCAACCUUGUCAAUAAUAUUGCUCACUCAUGCUACCAAAGCUCAUCUCGGAGCCUUCGCCCACUUCUGCAAAAACGUUCCUUUGUUCGCGAAAAUCCCGGUUUAUGCCACAACCCCAGUCGUCUCCCUUGGAAAGACGCUGCUCCAAGAUACCUACGGAACGGCACCACUCGCAUCUUCAAUAAUCCCGAAGGCAACCUUGGACGAAAGCGUAUACACACUGCCUGUUUUCAAGGCGAAUGAACAGCCAAACUUGCUUCUUCAACCGCCGACAGCCGACGAGAUCGCUGGAUAUUUCUCACAUAUUCACCCCUUAAACUACUCACAACCCCACCAACCGAUACCCUCACCAUUCUCCCCGCCGCUAAAUGGGCUCACGAUCACCGCUUACAGUGCCGGUUAUACACUUGGGGGAACUAUUUGGCACAUUCAGCAUGGGCUAGAGUCGAUUGUCUAUGCUGUGGACUGGAAUCAGGCACGAGAGCACGUCGUAUCUGGCGCUGCAUGGCUGGGAGGUCAGGGUACUGGAGGGGCCGAGGUGAUCGAGCACCUUCGUCGUCCUACGGCCCUCAUAUGCAGUAGCAGGGGUGCGGAGAGAGUUGCUAUCACCGGAGGGCGCAAGAAACGAGAUGACGCCCUCCUUGACCUGGUCCGACGUACACUUGAUCAGGACGGGACCGUUCUCAUCCCAUGCGAGUCAAGUGCUCGCAUCUUAGAGCUUGCCGUUGUCCUGGAGAAAGCGUGGAAAGCAGACCCUGACAGCCCCGAUGGCAGAUCAUUAAGAAAGUCAGGCCUUUAUUUGGCGAGCUCAACAUGCAGUGCAGCUGUCAGGCAUGCAAAGAGCAUGCUCGAGUGGAUGGAUGAGGACAUGAUUCGAGAAUUCGAGAUGGCGAAUGCUGCUCAUGACGUGAGCAAUGGAAAGGAUCAAGUCGAAGACCCAAUAACCGGCAAAAAGUCGCGAAAGAGCUAUACGCAGCCAUUCGACUUUACACAUCUGAGGCUCGUGGAGCAUAAAUCCCGUUUGAUCAAGGCGCUCUCUAAGGAGGGAGGUAAAGUUAUCCUUGCAAGCGACUCUUCGCUCGAAUGGGGCUUUUCGAAAGAGGUCGUUUCCCAAAUUGCUCAAAAUAGUACGAGCUUAGUUCUUCUGGUCGAGCGUGCUGCAGAAUGCUCCUCAACAGAGAGAGGCCUUGGAAGACUGCUCUGGGAUCUAUACCUAGAGCGCUCGAAGUUCAAUUCCAAAGCAGAGACUGGCAUAGACACUGCGGAGGUGGUUCACCUUAGCGGCGAACAAUUUCAAACCAAACGAGUCAAGGUCGAAUCCCUCGGACCUAACGACAUGAUGCUCUACCAGCAGUAUCUCGCACGGCAGAAACAGCUUCAGAACACGGUACAAACUGACGCCGGUGCACCGAUGGAGAGUGCUGCUGAUGCUGUCGACGACCGCUCUUCGACCACAACGGAAUCCUCAGAGGACUCAGACGUUGAACAUCAAGGCAAAGCUCUCAAUGCAGCUGCCACACUCUCGCAUGCCCGGCAUCGACUAGGGCUAAGUGAUGCUGAACUGGGCAUCAACGUACUGUUGCGCAAGAAAGGUGUCUAUGACUAUGAUGUCCGCGGAAAAAGAGGCCGUGAAAAGAUAUUCCCCUUCGUGGCAAAACGACGACGCAACGACGAUUUUGGCGAUCUGAUUCGACCCGAGGACUACCUUCGUGCUGAAGAGAGAGACCAGCUUGAAGAAGAAAACGCGACUGCAAAGGAUCAAAAGCAGCAAACAACAGUCGGCCAGAAGCGGAAAUGGGGCGACUCGAAAAUCAGCGCGAACGGCAUGACUCGUGCUGGGCAGGAUGAUGCACGUUCCAAGAGGAGGAAAACGAACGGGAUUUCCGAACACGCAAAAGGGUCGACGGAGGAUCGCGACUUCGACGAGUCUGAGAGUGACUACUCACCCGACGAAGAUGAACCUGCCGUUCCAGAAGGGCCACGGAAAGCGGUCAUUAGCCAGGAGGAGAUUCGCUUUCAUGCAAGUGUCGCGUUCGUGGACUUCGCCGGCCGUCAUGAUAAGCGCAGCUUGCACAUGCUCAUACCGCUGAUUCGCCCACGCAAACUCAUUCUCGUUGGUGGUGAGGAGCAGGAGACUCAGACACUUGCUAAGGACUGUCGGAAACUGCUUGGCUCGGAAAAUGGCGACAGCACCGAAAGUCAAACGAUCGUUUUCACCCCUGUCAUUGGUGACACCGUGGAUGCAAGCGUCGAUACCAACGCGUGGAUAGUGAAGCUCAGCCAGCCCUUAGUCAAGCGCCUUCAAUGGCAGAACGUUAGAGGGUUGGGGGUGGUUGCCGUUACUGGUCGUUUGGAGGCCGGUCAGGUGGUCUUGGAUCCCGCAGACCUGAGUCAAUCAGUGAAGGAAGACGAAACUGCUGACUCCGACGACAAAGCUGCAGUCAGUGCCACGCCCAUACUGGGUGUGCUCCCUUCAAACCUUGCUUCCGCCACUCGUGCAGUGGCUGCUCCUCUACAUGUGGGCGAUUUGCGCCUGGCAGAUUUGAGAAAGCUUAUGCAAAGUUCCGGAUACCUUGCGGAAUUCCGUGGAGAGGGUACUCUGCUUAUCAACGGCUCCAUCGCUGUUAGAAAAAGCGGUACCGGCAGGGUUGAGAUUGAAAGCAAUAUCACCGCGCCCAACGUCCGACAACGGAACAUGGCAACAUUCUAUGAUAUUCGGAGGAAGAUUUAUGAGGGACUUGCCGUUGUUGCUGGGGGAUAA